AUGAUGUAUGGAGACCAAAUUUUGAAUACGGAGAUGAUUAAUGAAACUCUGAGCAAUAGACAGAGUGCAAAGAUGAUUUAUCUUCAAAAAGAAAAUGAAUAGCUUUUGUAGGAAAACGAGGAUCUUAAAGAAGCUUUAAAGCUUAAUAAAGAAGCAUUAAGAAUUUCUUACUAGUCCACAUUUUUAAGUGAAUCAGCAAGCACUUCUUUUAAUUCUAUUCCCUCUUAAUAAUCCAAAAUUAUUCACUUAACAAGCUCAAAUAAGAAUUAGCAACAUUUGUAGUCUACCUAUGCAUCCAAUCAGAAAACAAUUGAUGAUUUUGUAUUGAAGCUAAUUCAAGAGAAUGAGAGACUGCUAGGAACUAUAACUGUAAUGGCAAAAGAGCGCAAUAAGGCAUAAAGCAUUGCCCUAUUGCAAGAACAAAUAGCUGAAGAAAACUCUAACUUUUACCAAGAAUAGUUAGCUGAACGAGAAGAUAAAAUUAAAGAAUUGAGAAUGCUAAUCUAGGAUAAAGAAUUUGUCAUUUAAGAUUUUGAAAAAGCAAAGGGAUAUUAUGAUUACGGGUCAAAUGUUUUAGUCAGGAUUCGUGAUAUUACAACUCCAAACGAGCAAAGCAUCAAACUACAUAACGAAAUAGAACAUUUGAAGGGAAUGAUUCAAAAGCUAUCAGAAGAGAAUCAAAAAUUAGUCGAAAAAAUUUAAUAGAAAGAAGAGCAUUCAAGGGUAUUAAAGCAAGAAAUAUUAAAGCUGAGGCUCGUCAUUUUAAAUCCAGUAAAUUACUAAAAAAUGAAAGGAUUUUUGAUGCAUAACUAUGCUGAAAAAGGAGAUGAAGAUGCUUUUAUGUGUGGUGCAUUUUAUAAAUAAGUAGAAAACUAGUAGAUGGAAGAAUAAAAUUAACAACUUAUGCAAUAACAAUAGAUGUUAUAAUAGUAGUAUUAAAAAGAACAAUAUGAGAAAUAGCAUAUACCUCUGCGCCCUUCAAGGAAUAAUAAUCAACCUCAGACUCAAAGAUAUAAUAAUUAAUACGCAUAGAAUCUUCAAACAGAUAAACUUAAUGAUAAGAUAUAGAAAUUAGAAGAAAGUUUCAAAAAGAUCAACAAAUUGUAUAGAAGAGAAGUAGAAAAUAACAAUAUUUUGGUAUCUAAAAUUGAAGAAAUAAUGAAAGAAUGCGAAUAAUGUUUUUAAAAUAAUGAAUUGCUGAUUAAUUCUAAUAUAAAUUAUCAGCAACAAAUAGAAAAUUUGCAAAACUAAGUCAAAACAUACAAAGAAUUCUAAUAAAAGUAUUUCCACCUACUUAGAAAUCACAGAAAACGUAAUAAAAGUUGCUUACCAAAUCAAAGUAUCACAAACCAAAUUGACGAAAUAAUCAAGAAAAAGCUGCACGAAAGAAGAGAAUCUGAAAGCACUGCAACUUAAAAUUAAAAAACAAACGAUAAAGAAGUAAAUGUAAGUAUUCUUGAAGAAGAGGAAGAAUCAAAACCUUCUAAAUCCUACAGAAAACAGACAACAGGAGCAAAGAAAUACGAAACGAUUAGAGCUGAUCUUGCUUAAAAGAAUAACUAGAAUGAAUCUGAUACCAAUAAUAUCUUAGGUGACAUAAAUGAAGAAGUAACAAACUUAACCAGAGACCAAGCUAAGAUCUAUUUGCUAAAUUUAGCUAAAGAUUUAUAUGUCAACACUAAUAUAAAGAGCUCAGGGUUGACUCGCCAGGUUCUCAAAUAAAUAGAAAUAGGUGGCUAUAAAACAGGAAUUAUUAGUCUUUUUAGGGCUAAGAGAUCUUUAAGUAACCCUUUGGACUAUAUAUCAGAUAAUGAGGAGACUAAGUACUCACUUAACUACUAGGUAGAUUUUAAUGAAAUAGUUAAAAAAUCUAGAUUGCAGUUCAAGAAACACAGUGAUGGAAAUUAAAAUGCUAACAAUCAUCAUUAUCAACAAGCAGUUGACGAUGAUUAAGAAAUAGCAGUAAACUUAGAUAAAGGUUUAAGUGGUCCAUUUAAUAUUGAUAUGAGUGUAAUUAUUGAUGGAAAAUCUAAAUUAGGAAAAGGUUUAAAUGUUUCUAAGAAAAUUCAUAAAAUAGCUGUCGAUGCAAGUUUCAUUUCUAAUGACGGUGAUAUGGAAGAUUUUAAUUGA
Messenger RNA from Tetrahymena thermophila SB210, 2130 nucleotides. RefSeq lists its product as hypothetical. The transcript is spliced from 7 exons. The record is from RefSeq and is a predicted model, not a curated record. Lineage: Eukaryota; Ciliophora; Oligohymenophorea; Hymenostomatida; Tetrahymenidae.